AUCAGCUGUGUCCAAUCACAGCUGAUCGCAUGGGGCAUCUACACUGAUCAUCAGGGCCCUGAUGAUCAGUGUAGCCCCAUCAGUGCCACCUGUCAAUGUCCAUCAAUGCCAGCUGUUAGUGCUCAUCAAUGCCACCUACCAGUGGCCAUCAGUGCCUCAACAAUUCCACAUAUCAGUGCCUACCAGUGCACAUCAAUGCCACAUAUCAGUGCCCAUCUGAGCUGCCUUUCAGUGCCACCUAUCAAUGCCACUCAGUGCCACCUAUCAGUGCCAGUCAGUGCCGCCUAUUAG
This is a messenger RNA of Staurois parvus, 291 nucleotides long. The record is from the annotation of a GenBank genome assembly. Lineage: Eukaryota; Metazoa; Chordata; Amphibia; Anura; Ranidae.